AUGCAGCAAUUAGUGCUUCAAAUGCCCAGCUCGAGAGCAACGCAGUCGGGCUAUCGGGGCCGUGUCAGGAGCGGCUGCCUGACCUGCCGGUCAAGAAAAGUCAAAUGCGAUGAGCUGCGGCCUGUCUGCCAGAACUGUAAAAGGCUGAAACGAAGCUGUGUGUAUAAACCGAGGAAAAGUCGACAGUAUCAGUACCAACGCUCGCCACCUCGAAACACGGGACAGGCUACAUCGGAUGGAUCUGGAAGCGCUGCUGGAUUGGGGAGACUGACACAGGUGGAAUCAGCCUCUCAGCAGUAUCCCAGUCCAUCGUCUGAAGAGCAAGAUGAGAGCCUUGCGGCUGGGGUCGCUGCUGAGGGCGGUAUCAAUUCCAACAUUGUUGGAGACACGGCGAAGAAUCCAUUUCAGUCUCCAGAUAGCUCCAUCGUGGACAUCAUCGUCCGCUUACAUAAGGCGCUGCGACGUCAAGAUGGUACGUCUCGCACCAUAGACGACGCCGAGUUCGAGGCAGCCACGCCCUCGACCUUGAUAUCGCGUGAUAUAGAACUCACAACAACAAUCGACGUGUUGGCUACCCGCCAAGCACCUCUGCCGCUCUCAUUUGCAUUCUUUGUUGAUCAGGUGGAUUGCCCUGCGGUAACGCCCUUUGAUGGCGUCAACUGGCGUCGAAUGAAGGCUGAAGUUGUCGGGGUUGGGACGAGUAAUGAGGCGGUGGCCGAAGCGAUUGUGGCUCUUUCUGCUCUUUACAAGGGGCAGAUGUACGGUUUGCCGCUGUCCAAGGCCAUGUGUCUUUAUAAAUCUGCCAGAUUGGCAUACGAAAAGCUGCUAGGUGAGGGCGUUGAAGACUUUGAAAUUGUCUUGGUGACGACGUUUCUUUUGAGUCUAUUUGAAAGCAUGCAAUACUACGAAACAGAUGCUCUCCUCAGAGAGCCGGGCGAAAAGUUCAUUCACAGACUCGAGGCUUGGACGCAGAGCCAGCUGCCACGCUCUUCGCUCGCCAUACGAAUCAUUGUUUGGUUGAGACUGCUUCACACAAUAGCGAUCCGAGGAGGAGGCAUGGGCCUCAUAUCUGAUCGCAUCUACAAUCUCUUUUCCAGCUGCAGUGAUGCAGCAAUACCUAGCUUGGCUGUGCCAUCGGACCAGCUCCCGGAAGACAAGUCCACUCAUCUAUAUGAGACCAUCGCCAGCUCUGUAUUUGACUUUUACUUUCGGCUCCAGAUGAUAUCCGGCGAGAUUGCGAAACUGACGCACUAUCAUCGCUCGCGCACCGCCGGAGCAGAUCAAGAGGAUGUGACGCAGCAGAUUGCCCACAUCACUUUGCGGCUGCAUCGUCUCUGGGACACUCGCUCUGCUGCCCAGCGCCAAACACCGGGGGACCUGCGCGCCCAUCUGGAGAGCAAGGUCGCCGAUCCCAUCAUCGCUCUGGUUGGAAUGUGCCACGCGGCAUAUCAUGCUGAAUUCAUUGAGAUUGGUCGCGUUCUGGGAGACCCCGUGUCUGAAUUCGCAGAGUCAAGACAGGCAAUGCGUCAAAUGCGCGAGAUUGUCGAUGGGGAUUGGAAUGUUUAUCAACAAGGAAGAGGCACAUCUGGGCUAAAGACGGGCUAUCUUCGCCCGCUGUUUCUCUACGCCAUCGAGUGUAUGGACCGGGAGGAGAGCCAAUGGGCCGUGGAAAGGCUAGAGAGCAUCAGGAACCCGAUAUGUCGGAGCGACUUCUUUGCGGUAUUUGCGAGGGAGCUGUCGGAAGCGCAGCUACGGAAAGAGAGAAGAGUUACGACGAGGUUCUUUUGCAUGUGGCAUUUUGGGGUGCCGCCUCCUUUUUUGUAG
This is a messenger RNA of Trichoderma asperellum CBS 433.97, 1824 nucleotides long. RefSeq lists its product as uncharacterized. Gene Ontology annotation, molecular function: transcription cis-regulatory region binding; zinc ion binding; DNA-binding transcription factor activity, RNA polymerase II-specific. Gene Ontology annotation, biological process: positive regulation of transcription by RNA polymerase II. Gene Ontology annotation, cellular component: nucleus. Lineage: Eukaryota; Fungi; Ascomycota; Sordariomycetes; Hypocreales; Hypocreaceae. The record is from RefSeq and is a predicted model, not a curated record.